Molecule: messenger RNA, 1034 nt
Organism: Ictalurus furcatus (blue catfish)
Lineage: Eukaryota; Metazoa; Chordata; Actinopteri; Siluriformes; Ictaluridae
Exons: 2
Coding region: 79-885 (268 amino acids)
Source: RefSeq, a predicted model, not a curated record
ACCGCUAGCCUUGUUUACGUUUCACAUUUCUCACUUACCGCUGUUCUGUUUAAAAAAAAACAAAAAAAAAAAACAAACAUGUCUGCUGUCUCUCCGGUUUUGAGUGCAGAUGAGGACUCGCUCGAGCUUCACAUGGUGCGGCUGGAACUGGAGGAUGUGGAGAAGCAGAUCCGCGGCCUACUCGACAAGCAGGCCCAGCUGCUGGAGCGACAAACUGCGCUGGAAACAUCUUGUGCCUCUGCCCACAUAUCCAAGGUAAGCACACAGCGUGGUAUUUCCACUCCCAGCCCCUCUACGCCGUGUGUUUCUCUGUGCAGGGACCGUGCACCUAGGACUUUCCCAGCCGUGGUCUCCGUCACGCCGGCGCCAACACACCUCGGGCCUUGGGUGAACCAGCGGCGGAAGGCGCGGGCUGGACCCUCUCCACCUCCGGUGUUCGAGAUUCCAACCAGGAACCGCUUCGCCCCUCUCCGCCAGACCAGACCCAACGCUGUGAUCGUCGGGGACUCCAUUGUGCGGAACGUCCGUGUAGCCUCAUCUAAAGGUAAGGUGCGCACACACUGUUUUUCUGGUGCUUGUGUCCUUGAUGUCGCUGCGCAGGUAUCCGGGAUCCUGAAGAAGGACGAGCGCAUUGGAGCGGUUGUGCUGCACGCGGGGACGAACGACACCAGGCUGCGGCAGACGGAGGUUCUGAAGAGGGACUUCUCCAGCCUGAUCGAGACGGUACGAGGCAGAUCACCCACCGCGAAGAUCAUCGUCUCUGGACCUCUUCCCACAUACAGACGUGGAGCAGAAAAGUUGUUUCGUCCUGAUGGCCUGCACCCCAGCAGCCUUGGAGCGGAACUGCUAUCAGACAACAUUUCCAAGGCGCUACACUCCAAGUGACUGCCUAGCGUAAGUACAUCUUCCAAUAAUAACAACAUUCAGUAUAAUCAAUGUUCAAUUAAAAAUCCGGCACCGGUAGUACAUACUAUAGAGACUGUGUCUGUUCCCCGAGCUAUACAAAUAUAUAGAAAAUCUCGGAAAGUCUAUCU